Molecule: messenger RNA, 550 nt
Organism: Dimorphilus gyrociliatus
Lineage: Eukaryota; Metazoa; Annelida; Polychaeta; Dinophilidae
Source: the annotation of a GenBank genome assembly
CAUGUCCGUUACGUGUAAUCUUCAAAAGCGCUUACAAGUCAUUCAUCGAGAAAAGACGAUUAACGAUGUUCAUUUAAGAAAGAGUCAAACUUUUAUUGAAACUUCUAAGAAUAAGAUUAAUCAAUCAAUGAAGAAACUAAGGGAAGAGAAUUGGACAAAGCAACACGAAGCUAAAGGAAGCGAAGAAUGGAGAGAUUUAACAUCGGCGUCGGUAAGAGCAAACCUAAGAAGAGAGAGAUUAUUGUUAAUCGAACAAAUUCAUAAGGAUAAAAGGAAAAGUAAACUUGGAAAUUUCUAUAAUCAAGUCGAAGAGCACAAGGUUGAAUUGGAAAAGAGUAAGACUUUUAUGCCUAGUCUAUCAACUAAACGAAAGGAAAGUGGGCUGGACUCGCUAAUUGCCUUUAGCAAAGCUAUUACAGCGUUUAUGAAUUUCGAAAAGAAACCAAAUACUGGUGAUGAGAACUCACCAGAAGCGCUAAAGAGGUGCAAAUAUCUAAGGAUAUAUGAAAAGCGGACUGAAGAAGUAGAAAAGCCAACAAGUAUCAAGUAG